AUGAACAUUCAGUUUUAAUAGUACUUAGAUGAGAACUAAAGCUCCUACUUAUAAUACAGAAGAAGGUAGAAGAAGGGCUUUUGCUGAAUAUAUCCAAAUAUAAUACCAGCCUAAAAAGAGCAGAACAUCUCGAAGUUAGAUAAGUCAAUUGGCGGUUGGUCUCGAAUUCCAAUACAAUACAUCAGGAAGCGUUUCAAAAUGUUUGUGGGACAGAUAAAGAGCUUGCAAUUACUACUCUUGUAUUGUAUCGUCGUACAAAGCUAUGUCAUACAUGAAGAUGGAUUCACAUCGACUGAGCAAACAGAAAUAAAAACAGAAUCAGAAGUAUCCAAAGAAACUACGACGAGCGCUAAUCAAAAUUCCAAUGAAUCCUUCCAGUCUGAUCAAGUAAAACACUUUUUUUUCCCCCUAGGACCUAAAGCUAAUCCGAUAGGUCAUAUUAGAAUAUCAAGCAAUGCAUUUGAAUUGAAAGAGUGGCUUUCGAAACUGCCCAUCGAAUGGCAAAAUCCAAAGCAAGAAUCACUUAAGAAGAUUAUUCCAGAUAAUAAUGAUAGCUCCAAAGAAACAUCUGAUAAGACUGAGUCUCCAUUGCACCCAAAAGACGACGGUCCGAUAGAGGAAGUGGCAAGCACAAUGUUCCCGGAAAUCGAAAAUCCGGAAACCAAAAGGAAUCAUACAGAAUUCCAUUUUGUUUUGUAUUUAUUUGGCCGUCCAGUGAUAACACAUCAUGAAUUCAAUGAGCGAACUGGCAGGAAGACCUGGCACGACUACCAAGUUCCAUUCACACCAUCUCAGUACAUCAUCUCAGUAGUCGACUAUGGAUUUAAAUGGAUUAAAAUUUUUAUGCGUCUUUUAAGAAUAUAAUUG
This is a messenger RNA of Acromyrmex echinatior (Panamanian leafcutter ant), 867 nucleotides long. RefSeq lists its product as uncharacterized. Lineage: Eukaryota; Metazoa; Arthropoda; Insecta; Hymenoptera; Formicidae. The record is from RefSeq and is a predicted model, not a curated record.